Tripterygium wilfordii is the source of this 816-nucleotide messenger RNA. RefSeq lists its product as uncharacterized. The coding region runs from base 91 to 429 and encodes 112 amino acids. The record is from RefSeq and is a predicted model, not a curated record. The transcript is spliced from 2 exons. Lineage: Eukaryota; Viridiplantae; Streptophyta; Magnoliopsida; Celastrales; Celastraceae.
AGUAGCUGAUGAGAUGGUUAGUGUUAUGUGUCUAAAUAAUACAAACUCAAGUAUACAUAUUAUUUUUCUUGAACAUUAAUUUUGGUUUUUAUGAGCUUACUAUGGCAGAAAAAAAUAGAUGGAAUUGCUCCUUCUCAUGGACAAUUGUACAUCAAUACUCACAGGAGAAGAGAUGGGAGCUUUGCCACUGACAAUGUUCGAAAAAAAAUAGGGGAGCUUCAAGAUAAGAUAACUCAAAAUCCGGAGAGUGCAAUAUCAAGAGAGGAGGACAUUGGUUGGAGAAAUGAUGACGUAUACACUCAAGUCUUUGGCCCUAAUCGGCAUGGUCAUGUAAAAGGUGUUAGAACUAGACCAGUUCCAUCUCAGAAGUCUAAUAGAGUGCCUCGUCAGCUCUAUGGCCUUAGAAUGACCACUGAUAUGGAGAGUUGACAUAGAAAUGGAGAGGAACAACUUAAAGAUCAAGUGACUAAUCUUCAAUCUGAGUUCAAGGAGCAUGUUCUAGGAUUACAAGCUCAAAUCAAAGCAUUGAUGGUGUAGCUGCAAACUUCUCGAAACAAUGAGGUAAUAUGAACAAUGCGUUUGAUUAUCUCCUGUUGAUAAGCUCUAUCAGUGGUUUAUGCAUUGCGCUAUAUUUUAGAAUUUGAAUUUGCUUCUCUGAGAUGAACUUUUUAUGCAAGCAAAUCACUUAGAUUAGAAUAACUUAUGGAGAUUGAUUUAGCAUGCUGGUGUCAGGUGUUUGCAUCUCUGAGGUGACAUAAUAUGUGGUUUUAUUUUCCUUUUUGUCCAUUUCUCCCGUGAAUUGCCCUGUUUAGUGAG